AUGUCGGACCCAGCUGGCUCUUGUCCCCGAAAAGCGCAGCCGUUCUCUUCCGCACAAGUGGACCACGCAAGGCAGCUUCCCAAAAAAGGAUCGGUCUCAAGAAGCCAAGAGAUGUUUGGGUCUCGAGUGGAAGACCGGUCUGAGCCACUCAGCUACGGUUAUCCCACCACAAAACUCACACCUUCCGCCACACGACAGCUCGUUUCUCCAGAAGACGUCGUCUCCACUUGA
Messenger RNA from Caenorhabditis auriculariae, 231 nucleotides. NCBI's taxonomy places the organism in Eukaryota, Metazoa, Nematoda, Chromadorea, Rhabditida, Rhabditidae. The record is from the annotation of a GenBank genome assembly.